UAGGCGCCCUGGGGGCUGGCAGGUCCCUGGCCCCAAGAUGGCGGCGCCCAGCGCAGUGGCUGCUGCUGCCUCCAGCGAGAGAGAUGGAGGGGGCAGCGGCUUUGAAUCGUGGCUAGAUGGACGGUUGGAGGCGCUGGGAGUGGACCGAGCCGUUUAUGGCGCCUACAUCUUGGGUGUCCUGCAGGAGGAGGAGGAAGAAGAGAAGCUGGAUGCUCUGCAGGGUAUUCUCUCUGCUUUCCUGGAAGAAGAUUCCCUCCUUAAUAUCUGCAAGGAGAUUGUGGAACGAUGGUCAGAAACUCAGAAUGUUGUCACCAAAGUGAAAAAAGAAGAUGAGGUCCAGGCCAUUGCCACCCUCAUUGAGAAGCAGGCACAAAUCGUGGUGAAGCCCAGAAUGGUGUCAGAAGAGGAGAAGCAGAGGAAAGCUGCCCUUCUGGCCCAGUAUGCUGAUGUGACAGAUGAAGAGGACGAAGCGGAUGAGAAGGAUGACUCGGGCGCCACCACGAUGAGCAUUGGCUCUGACAAAUGUAUCCUUCUCUGUGUCCAUCUCCAGGUGUUGCUCCAUAGGAUCUUCUUGUGGCUCUGUUCCGAAACACCAAUGUGGAAGAUGUCCUCAAUGCCCGAAAACUGGAGCGAGACACGCUUCGGGAUGAGUCCCAGAGGAAGAAGGAACAGGACAAGCUGCAGAGGGAGAGAGACAAACUAGCCAAGCAGGAACGCAAGGAAAAGGAAAAGAAAAGGACACAAAGAGGGGAGCGAAAGCGAUAACCUUGGUCCACUCUAUUUCUCCUAAUGAACUUGGUCAAAGGGAGACCUGGUUGUGCAUUUGUGUAUUUAAGAGAAAUGAGAGAACAUUGCCAGGUAGUUUCCCAAGGCAUUUCCCCUUUUGUUUACAUGGUCACAAGGAAAAUCACAAUUCUAGCUAAUUACGAAAUGUGCCAUGUCUCUGUGUGGUGUGGGUAAUCAUGUUAUUGUAGCUGAUGUCUGAACCAAAGAUCUGGGAUGGGGACAGCCUCUAUAUUUUAAUACUGAAGUCCUGUACUCCUUUUGACCACUUUAAAAAGUCUUCCCUUACCUUGGAUAAACAGCAGGAUAAAACUCAGAAAGCUGAGUUUUUGUCCUGAAAGAGCUGAAUCAUGACCACUCCUUCCCUGAGAUGAAUUGUAGGAGUGUCAAUUGCUUCAGAAGUAUUAUUCACAUCUAAAUAAAUGGUUUUAUGGCUGAAAUAGGAAGCUAAUGAAGAGCCCUACCCGGAUCGACUUUUAUGUUACAUGGCAACAAAAUAGGAAAAUAAGAAAAGGGUAUUUGGUGGAUGUUCUGCAUAUGAGAUUUUUUUUUUAAGUUUCAGCCUAUGAUAGGAAACAAAGUUUCUUUUAGUAAGAGAUAGUUAUAUAUUUUUCCUCACCUAGGCUGUGAUUUUAAGAAGGAUGUGUCAGUAUUGAGUGCAGGGAAUCAUCAUUAGCUAGAUUCAUUUUUUUAUAAUCAUGAAUCCUCUUGAGUGCUAGUAGAGAUUUUAACCCUGAUCUGCCCUAAUACAAGGACCUGAUAAUUACAGGUUUAGAGAAACCCUUUGAAGGAAAAACACUGAAAAUCUCUGCUAACACAAAGAUAAUUUAAGAGUGUACAUAGUAGGUGCUCAACAAAAUGUAUUGAAUGACUAAGUGAAUGGAAAAACUGCUUGGGAGAGUUGAAAGUGAGUAGGAACUCUCCUCCAUUUCUACUUUUGUCACAAACCACAUUUGGUUGUAAGUAGCCCUUUCUCUACUUCAGGAAGCAGACUGUCAAGAAGCCUGAAGAGAGCAAUUUCUCUGUCAAGACAGAAAGUCGAUACAUUAUACCAGGGGUGGGCAAACUACUGCCAAAUUUGGUCGUUUGUUUUUGUAUGGUUUGAGCACAUUGGAUCACACAUUUUUAAAGGGUUGUAAAAGAAACAACAUGCGACAGAGACCUUAUGUGACCUAUAAAGUAUAAAAUACUUACUACCUGGCCCUUCAGAGAAAAUGUCUGCUGACCUCUGUUUUAUACCAUUAACUAUGAGAUUAACAAAAAUUUUUACUGUUCCACAGAAGGUAAAAAACAUGGUUAAGGAAAUGACGUGUCACCCCUAUACACUCCUAUAACCGUGUCAUUGUAAAAUUUUUAAAAAAAAUAACCAGCUUUUUAAAAAAUAAACUAUUUAAAUCAGUA
Molecule: messenger RNA, 2184 nt
Organism: Dama dama (fallow deer)
Lineage: Eukaryota; Metazoa; Chordata; Mammalia; Artiodactyla; Cervidae
Gene: CCDC43
Product: coiled-coil domain containing 43
Exons: 5
Coding region: 38-703 (221 amino acids)
Source: RefSeq, a predicted model, not a curated record